Messenger RNA from Cuscuta epithymum, 1892 nucleotides. NCBI's taxonomy places the organism in Eukaryota, Viridiplantae, Streptophyta, Magnoliopsida, Solanales, Convolvulaceae. The record is from the annotation of a GenBank genome assembly.
UGCGAAUCAGCCGGACCCCUUACGUCUUGUCCAGUCGGGACAGGUAGGAUACGUAAAUAAGAAGAGCUAGAGUUCCUCCAUGGCUCUCCCUCCACCUGAACCUAAAUUGUACCAAAAAAACUACGUAUUUUCUCUUUAACUCGGCAAAAAUGGCUUCUAGGGUUCAUGUUUUCGUCAUUCCUCUCCCUAUACAGGGCCACAUAACCCCGAUGGUUCAAUUCUCGAAGCGUUUAGCUUCUAGAGGAGUUGGAUCGACAAUCAUUACACCUUUAUCAACUAGUUCCUGCGUUCAGACCAACUCGAGCCUGAUCCGGAUUGAACCCAUCCCUGAAUCCGGAGGCGGCCAACCAGAUGGCAUUGCUGCAAUCAACGAUUGGUUCAUGGACUUGCUCUCCAAAAACCUGGCUGAGAUUGCGUCUAAAGCCACUGAUUCCGGCUGCGUUCUGGCGGCCGUGGUGUACGAUUCAAUCAUGCCAUGGGUGGCUGACAUCGCGCACCAGCUGGGCCUGCGAGCCGCCGCAUUCAACAGUCAGUCGUGCGCCGUUUUCUCAUUAUAUCAUCACGCUGAUAAGGGGAACUUGGCUGCUCCGGUUGAAGGAUCAACUGUGUCUCUGCCUUCUAUGCCGCCUCUGGGGGUUGAUGAUCUGCCUUCUUUCCUUUGCGAUAACAACUCCUACUCUUCUCUGUUAAAGCAUGUUUUGGGCAGAAAUUUGAGUACUCAUAAAGCAGACUGGCUCUUAUUCAACACCUUUGACGAAUUGGAAAAGGAGUUGCUGGAGUGGAUGGCUACCCAAUAUCCGGCUAAAGUCAUCGCUAUUGGGCCUCUUCUUCCGUCUAUGUACCUAGACAAGCGAGUAAGAGAUGAUGACAGUUAUGGGCUGAGUCUAUUCAAGGCUGAAUCCAACAAAACCAUGGAAUGGCUUGACUCACAGGAAACUGGUUCUGUAGUCUAUGUUUCUUUUGGGAGUCUAGCAAACUUAAAUGACAAACAAAUGCGUGAAGUUGCAUUGGGCUUAAUCCGAAGCAAAUGCAAGUUCCUCUGGGUCGUCCGGUCAUCUGAGCAAAGCAAACUCCCAACCCAUCUCAUGGAAGAGAAUUCAGAUGUCGGCAUGAUAACAAACUGGUGCCCUCAGCUGGAUGUUUUGUCACACCCGGCCAUAGGGUGCUUUGUGACUCACUGUGGAUGGAACUCAACUCUGGAGGCAUUGAGCCUUGGUGUCCCAAUUGUUGCCAUGCCGCAGUGGACUGACCAGCCUACUAAUGCAAAGUAUUUGGUUGAUAUUUGGAAUGUUGGGAUUCGAGUUGUGGCCGAUAAAAAUGGACUGGUCACCACAAAAGAGUUUGAGAGGUGUUUAGUAGAAGUGAUGAAGGGACAUGAGGGGAUUUUGCUUAAAGAAAAUGCUGCAAAGUGGAGACAACUGGCUAAAGAAGCAGUUGAUCUAGGUGGAAGCUCCGACAAGAAUAUUGAGGAGUUUGUGUCUGCUAUUUCUAAGUAGGGGUCGCAAUCCAUUCCCACCCAAGCAUCCACCUUGUUUGCGUUGCCCCACCCUUUCCCCGCAGCAACGGGUAAGGGGAGAGCAUGAGUCAGUGUGUUCUUUCCCAUUCCUCUCAACAAAUUAUGUAUUUAUUUACGUAGUAGGAACUCUGUAUGUAUUAUGUAUCGAUUCUUUAAUUACAGGUUGUGUACUGUACAUCUGUACCAUUGAACAUUUGAAUUUUGUCUAAAGUCUGGGUUGUUGUACCGGACUUUGUACUGGAAAUCACACAAUAAUGAUGUGGUUAAAUCUUACGUAGCAAUAAAAAGUUGAGAGUUCAUGUGUUUAAUGUGUUGUAAAUAUGAUUUCAAACAUCUUUUGGGUUUCCAACUUUUGUAGAACUUUUAGAAAUUUCAU